ACAACCUUCCACCAAAACUCGUACAAAAACCUCCCAUGGAGCACCACCACCACCACCAAAAGACUAGCUCUAGAGACACUUUCUCCUUCCCUAGCACUCCAAGUCAAGACCAAGAUUCUGAAUUCGAAUUCGGGUGUUUCACACCAGAUUUUCCUUCGACUGUUGAUUCCUACAAGACCUCACCGGCUGAUCAUCUUUUCUACAAUGGCCGUCUCUUGCCUCAUUCUUUCCCAGUUGUACUUCAACAGCAACAACAAACACCAACAACCCCCAUGGUUCUCAUCGAAUCUAUCUCUCGAGCAUCGAGCAGAACCAGCAGCGUGUCUAGCAAAGAUUCCCUCAUGUCAUCGAGGAGCAAUAGUGUUAAUAGCAGUAGAAGCAGUGUUAGCUGCAGCAGCUCAAGACCAAGUUGGAGUAGUGACAAUUCUGAAAGGAAAUUACUAUAUCACAGUACAAAACUUGCAAGCAGAACUCCUAUGGCUAGUAAACUUGUAAUGGCGCAGCUGUAUGGCUCUUCUCAACGGUGGCAACAUGUCACGCCUAUUCCAGCCCUGAAACCUGAGGAUUCCAAGAGAAAAAAAGGUAGUGAAGUUGCGGCGAAACAAGGGUUGAUGAGAAACAAGAAAGAAGGUAAUCAUCAACAAGGGAAAAAAGACAAGUCAUCGGGCAUUUGCCAGAGAUUUUUCAGGUCAUUUUUGGUUGCAUGUAGAGAAUGCCAUGCCAUGGAACCUUCAACAGAAGAUGAUAUCUUCCAGGGAAGUGUUAAGUUAUAAUAGUUAUGGCUAUAUUAUUCACUUUUGUAUUAUAGUAUAUUAAUGGGGCUUUUCUCUCUCUCUCUCUCUCUCUCACUCUCUCUCUUUUCCUUUAUUUUCUUGGAGAGUAUUGAUGAAUCGGCACAUGA
Messenger RNA from Hevea brasiliensis (rubber tree), 901 nucleotides. Its product is annotated as probable membrane-associated kinase regulator 3. Gene Ontology annotation, molecular function: kinase inhibitor activity. Bases 36 to 773 code for a protein of 245 amino acids. Gene Ontology annotation, cellular component: plasma membrane. The record is from RefSeq and is a predicted model, not a curated record. The transcript has a single exon. NCBI's taxonomy places the organism in Eukaryota, Viridiplantae, Streptophyta, Magnoliopsida, Malpighiales, Euphorbiaceae.